Molecule: messenger RNA, 2881 nt
Organism: Corticium candelabrum
Lineage: Eukaryota; Metazoa; Porifera; Homoscleromorpha; Homosclerophorida; Plakinidae
Exons: 7
Coding region: 869-2881 (670 amino acids)
Molecular function (GO): oxidoreductase activity
Source: RefSeq, a predicted model, not a curated record
CAUGACAGAAUUCUACAUCUUGUGACAAAGUACCAUCUUUAGUAAAAAAGGCCACUGAUACGCUAAAGUACAUGUAGUUUAUGGUAGUUAAAACAGACAUUGCAGAAAAUUAGUUUCACGCAGUUUUAAUUAAGCUCUACCAGCUGAGGUUGCACCUUCUUUCAUUCUGCAAGGUGUAUCUUGUACAGUCAACACUCCUACAAUACGCGGUAACAUGUCAGUAUGCGGAACUUCCACCCCCACCGUGUAAGUUUUACUAGAAUGGCAGAGUGGCAGCUGAAAGCGCGUGUAGUGUGUCCUGCAUGUAAGGUGAGAAAUCUUAGUCACCUAAAAACGGUGUUACAAAAAAAAAUGUAUGAACCUGCAUACAAUAACAAGCACCGUAAGAGAUGUAUCAUACAAAACCAGAUUGCCCUUGGAGUUCUACUUUAAAAAGUUGAUGAAACGUGAAAGACUACUAGUUUAUGUUGAUAGAUGACUAUUUUAAAGGAUUUGAAACAAGUACACAGAUUCAAGAGACAAUAAUUAUAUUCAAGUCUAGAUGACUCGAGUUCACAUCUCUGCAACACUCCUAAGGACACUAGAAAUUGCUUCUGUUUCAUAUUAUAGCACCAUUGACAUGACUGUUGCAUGGCAGCCAUCACUUGUACCAGAGGUACCUUUUAUCUAGCUCUUUCCAGCUGUUAGAAAGCUGCCACCAACAUUAAUUUAACAGAGUGCCUAUCACGUGCAUGUGACGGCUUGUUCACCAUCAACAUAGCAGUACACGCACUUGAAGCUGUGGUACUUGCUCAAUGUGAGGACAGCAGGUUGUCUAUCUAGCUUGUGGUAACUACACCUAUUUGACCCAUUUGGUGUAUUAUUAAACAUGGGUACAAUUCAAUCCAAGAAGGCAGUGAAGAAACACCAACCGAAGAAAGGAAAACGAAAGCCACACUUCAAUUAUACAAGAAAGGUCGAAAUCCGUGAACUGCUUGAGGACUCCUAUGUACAAAGGCUUGAAGAUGCAAAGCAAACUCUGUCAAAGCCAACAGCUUGCAAAACCUUCAUUCAAACUAGAGCAACCAUCAGACAAAAAGAAUGGUCCCAUUCUUUGGAUGUGCCGAUGUGGACAGAAAAAAGGAAGGUUGAUCAAAUGAGAGAAGUGUGUAAAAGAAGAAGAGACAGGAAGACAAAUGUGGACAAAAGGAGAGAGGUGGAUCACAAUAAGGUGUGUGAAAAGGUAGAUAGAAAAAGAAAGAUAGGUAGAAAUAGAGAGGUGGAUCAAAGGAGGGAGGCAGAUCACAAGAGGGAGGUGUGCAAUAAGAGAGUAGAUAGUAAGAGAGAGGUGCACAGAAAGAGAGAGGUGGAUCAAAAGAGGGAGGCAGAUCACAAGAGGGAGGUGUGCAAAAAGAGAGUACGUAGUAAGAGAGAGGUGCAUAGAAAGAGAGAGGCUGAUAGAAAGACGGAGCUGAAUCAAAAGAAAAAGGUGCAUAAAAAGAGUGAGGUGGCUAUGAAGAAAGAGGUUAAUAUAAAGAGGAAAGUGGGUGAAAAGAAAAAAGGAGCUACAAAGAGAGAAGUAAAUGAAACAAGGCUUCGAAGAGCCACAAGAUUGAUGAGCAUUGAUGACUCUUCAGCAGGGACAGGCUCAACAGUACAACCAGCAACAAAAAUAGAGACAAGAGACGAGUCAAUGGGAGAUAUGGCCGACUUGGACUCAGUAGCACUGUCAACAAGAAACAUAGAGGAAAGAGACGAUGCACUGCCACAAGAACAGGAUUUAGAAGACGGUCAUCCACAUACCUCAGGACUAGGUGACAGAAACACUUGUAAAGAUUUGGCAAAUGAAUUCCAAAUCAAACUUGCAAAGGGUUUAUUCAGGCAUGUGAAGCCUUCAUGGCAGGAGACACCAGAACCACCGGUGGCUGAAGACGCUUUAGAUGCAUCUGGAAAUUUCAUUCUCUCUAAGCCACUUAAUCUGUCCAAGGACCAGCACCAUUGCUAUGCCAGCACUGCUGAAAUUAAAGGUCACAGUAGUUCACGUAUUAAUUGCACCUUGAGGACAUCCAGUGGUGGUGUAAAGAAGCGACAUAGUUCACUAUGUGCUCGAUCUGUUGUCAGUCCUACUAGACCUGUAGUUAAUAAGGUUGGAGAGGAAAGCCGUAAAGAUAUCAGAAAAGCUGUUGAAGCAGCAUGCAAGGUUACUCCAAGGUGGAGGAGAUAUCCUUCUGAGAACCGAGCUCAGAUUGUCCACUACAUUGCCAAAACCCUGAGACUACGAAAAAAGGAGGACACAAUACAAAUAUCUACUGUGACAGAAAGGCCUAUGAAAGAAGCAAAGCAGGAAGUUGAUCUGGCAAUACAGAGGCUUUCUUACUGGGCAGAUAAUGCUGAUAAUUUUGGUGGAGACAUACUAGAAACUACUAUGUAUGGUUGUACUAUAAGAAGUCAUGAACCUGUUGGAGUAAUUGGAAUUGCCUGUCCAGAUGACUAUCCUUUGCUUGGAUUUGUCUCACUCUUUGCUCCAGCUGUUAUGAAAGCAAAUACUAUUGUUAUUGUCCCAAGUGAAAAAUAUCCACUAAUUGCAACUAACGUAUAUCAGGUAAUUAAGAAAUCAGCUCUUCCUGAAGGUGUUGUCAAUGUUGUAACAGGCUCAAGGGAUCACAUGGCUAAGUAUCUUGUUGAACAUCAGAACGUUGAUGCUGUCUGGUAUUUUGGAUCAUUGGAAGGCAGCAAAUUGAUAGAAAAAUUGUCAACUGUCAAUGCAAAAAGGAAGUGGGUUAACCAUGGUCGAGAAAGAGAUUGGAAAAAUGAGAAAGAAGGGCAAGGAGAGGAGUUCUUUCUUCAAGCCACUGACCCCAAGAACAUAUGGAUCCCAAUGACGGAGAUAUUUGCCAGUUAA